AUGGCGGGCGGGAGCGGGCGGCGGCGGGCGCUGCUGGCGGCGGGCCUGGCCGCGGUGGCCGCGCUGCUGGCGGUGCUGGCCGCCGUGCUGCUCCGCGCCUACGUGCUGCGGGCCCCGGCCGUGCCGCGGCUCUGGGCCCGCCGCGGAGCCCCCGCCGCCUUCGGUGCCGGCGAGAGGCUGGAGCUCAAGGCGGCGCUGCGAGGUGCCAUUAAAAUCCCAACUGUUUCCGUAUCUCCAGAGGACUUGAAUACAACUGCCAUGGCAGAGUUUGGGAAUUACAUUCGGAAAGUCUUCCCAGCUGUGUUUUCUUCAGAGUUCAUCCAACAUGAAACUGUUGGUGACUACAGCCAUCUCUUUACUGUCCAGGGUUCUAACCCUCAAAUGAUGCCCUACAUGCUGCUUGCACACAUGGAUGUUGUGCCUGCUCCCCCGGAGGGUUGGGAAUUCCCUCCUUUCUCAGCUGCAGAGCAUGAAGGAUUCAUCUAUGGACGAGGAACUCUGGAUAACAAAAACUCUGCCAUAGGGAUUCUGCAAGCUCUGGAGUUUUUGCUGCGAAGAAAUUACAGACCCCAGAGAUCUUUCUAUGUUGGUAUUGGCCAUGAUGAAGAGGUGUUUGGUCGGAAGGGAGCGAUGGAGAUGGCAGCUCUGUUGGAAGCACGAGGAGUGAAGCUCUGCUUCUUGCUGGAUGAGGGCAGUGCCAUACUAGAUGGCAUCGUCACAGGGGUGAAGAAGCCAGUAGCUGUAAUUGCUAUCACAGAAAAGGGCUCAAUAACACUGAACUUCACUGUGGAAAAAGAGCCAGGACAUUCAUCCUUUCCUCCAAAGGAGACAAGUAUUGGCAUUCUUGCAGCAGCAAUGACCAGACUGGAGCAGAAUCCCUUGCGGAACCUGUUUGGCCAUGGGCCAGAACUCAUGACUAUGGAGCACCUCGCAUCAGAGUUCACGUUUCCCCUCAAUCUCAUCAUGAGCAAUCUGUGGCUGUUUUCCCCUGUUGUCAGCAGAGUUCUUGCCUGGAAACCUUCCACCAAUGCCUUGAUUCGAACGACGACAGCAGUGACAAUGUUUAACGCAGGAAUCAAGCUAAAUGUCAUCCCAUCUUCUGCAAAAGCAACUGUGAACUUCCGCAUCCACUCUGCAGAGAAGGCCACCGAGGUGCUAGAGACAGUUAGAAACAUCAUUGCUGACGACAGAGUGAAGAUUGAUGUUGUGGAGGCGUUUGACCCACUGCCCACCAGUCCUUGGGAUGACCAGUCAUUUGGAGUCCAUAUUUUCCAAAGGACCAUUCUGGAUACUUUCCCAGAUGUUGACAGUGUAGUCCCAGGCACGUGCAUCGGGAACACGGACAGCAGACACUUCACUAACAUCACAAACGCUAUUUACCGCUUCAACCCGCUGCUCCUGAGCUCAGAUGAUCUCCCCAGGAUCCAUGGGUUGAAUGAGAGGAUCUCAGUUGAGGGUUACGAGAAGCAGGUCGAGUUCCUCUUCCAGCUCAUUCAGAACUGUGACACUGAGAAGCUGCCGGAGCCUCACGCCAGCUCCCACGAGCUGUGAGGAGCACCCCUGAGAAGAGCAACUAUUGAGGUGGAUGAGGGGAUGGAGGGGUCUGUGCUUGUGUUUCAUACUAAGCUGCAUCUGGACUUUGGGGAUUGUAUAUUGUGAUUUCCAUACAGAUGGAAAAACUGCUGGUUCCUGCUUUAGGUUGUGGUUUGCUGGACACAACACAACAACUGACCCUGAUUCCUGCUCCUCCUGUGACUUCCAGCCACUAAUAAUGGUAUUAAUUUUUUCAGCACUUUCUUUAAGCCUCUGAAAUUGGCAGUCACUUAAAUCUGAGCUAUGAUCAGCAGUCACUCACCUGCCAGUAAAAGAGGUGAAUCUUCUGCGGGUGCUUUUGUUAACUCAUUUGAUGCAGUUAAUGGAUUCCUCACAGAUGCUGUGUGUGUCAGCUCACAUGGAGGGGUUGUGCCACGCUGCGGGUUUCAUGUGUUUGGCAGAGUUACUCCAAGGGUUUGCAGCCCUGCUGCUUGGUGGGGGCUUCUUCCCCAGGUGAUGCUUUCAGCCAGUGGUAACUUGCUCCCCCUGCGUUCUCCCAUGCGUGCACUGAUUUCUGCCUCUAGUUUAAAAUGAAACUGAGCUCUGGAAGUCCCAGUGAGUUGCUUUAACUGUUGUCGCCCUGAUCUCAUAGGAGCUGAAAGCUUUUCUGUCUCUUCAAUGACUUUGUGUCUGUCUCUCACUCCUUGGCAUGGCCAUGGGUGUGUUGUGUGGUGGGUGGUGGAGCGAGGAAUAGCAAACUGCAUCACUGUUGUCUGCUCCUGAAUCACCUUCUGCAGUGUGUGUUUCUCUUGCUCCUGUGAGAACUUGCUUGGGAAGGCUGGUGAAGCCCUUCAGUUUCUUCAGUGCAGCAGGAACCUUUGUUCCUUCACUGCCUGUGCCAGCAGUUUCACUUAGUGCCGCAAUUCUGUUGACUCAGCUCUUUGGGACUCCUGGUGUAGACAUUUGAUGUUGCCUGUUUCAUCUUGCACUAGCACUAGUCUUUGUUAGCACUAAAAGCUUAAGCAUUCUUUUGGCCUUCAGAGUCUCUUUAGUUGAGGUUACCGUUAUUCAUUAAACAAAGAAUUAACAACUAGAUGUGAGCCAAAGAUGAGAGUGGGUGAAAGCUGACCUGCAGGUACUAGUGCAGCUCCUCCUGUUGCACUGCUGCAGAGAUGUGUCUCUCUUUCAGAACUUGAAUUAUACACUGGAAUGGGUGGUGGUUCUGCUCUAAAUUCAUAGUGUAAAAGGUACUGGAAUGUACAGGAAAAACCCCGAAGUGUAUCCUGAAAAGUAGUGAUGGAACUGUAAUUCCUGUUCUUUCCAUCCCCCAUUCUCUUAUUUAUUUGCAGUCUGAUCUUAUCAGCCAAUGAGCUCGAGCUGUAUCCAUCUGCUAAAUCACUGAAACCACACUGGCAUUUUCAUCUAACAAAACAAGGAAUGCAGACUC
Messenger RNA from Pezoporus occidentalis (night parrot), 2980 nucleotides. It is a transcript of the gene PM20D1, whose product is annotated as peptidase M20 domain containing 1. Gene Ontology annotation, molecular function: hydrolase activity, acting on carbon-nitrogen (but not peptide) bonds, in linear amides. The record is from RefSeq and is a predicted model, not a curated record. Gene Ontology annotation, biological process: amino acid metabolic process. The transcript has 13 exons. The coding region runs from base 1 to 1551 and encodes 516 amino acids. NCBI's taxonomy places the organism in Eukaryota, Metazoa, Chordata, Aves, Psittaciformes, Psittacidae.